AUGGGCCCAACACUCACCCAAAACCAGAAGCACAUCCUUGCCAUGUCAAAGGCCGAGUACCUCUCACACGUUGGCAAUGUCGGCCGCGAUAGCAGACUCCAAGUCGCCGCUGCGGUAUUCAAAAUUGACAUACAGUCUUCAAGACCUACCAUCCUUCUUUUAAAACGCCGCAGCCAUGACAGCUACGAGCCGGGCGAGUUCGAGGUCCCUUCUGGUAGUGUAGACGACAGCGACUUCAUCAUCUCAGACUCCAUUGCUCGAGCAGUUCAAGACCAAUCGAACCUCAGAGUCUUUCGCAUCGAUGCAAUGCUGCGGGAAAAACGAUGGAGUAUCCCGGAUCUAUACUACGGAGACGAGGAUAUGGAUAUAAGCAACACCUUGGUUUGCUCCAAAAGGGAAAGCAUGCAGCUGAAUUGGGCCGUCACGGUUCACGAUAUCGAGGACAUCAUUGUUGCCAGUGAGGAUCAUGAUGAGUUCGUCUGGGCUACGUGGGCCUCACUGAACGUGUUAAAUCUGAGCACAGAUACACGCGAUCUUGCCAAGGAGGCCUUGACUUGGGCGGCCAGGCGUCUCUGUGCCUAG
Pestalotiopsis fici W106-1 is the source of this 582-nucleotide messenger RNA. RefSeq lists its product as uncharacterized. The record is from RefSeq and is a predicted model, not a curated record. Lineage: Eukaryota; Fungi; Ascomycota; Sordariomycetes; Amphisphaeriales; Sporocadaceae. Bases 1 to 582 code for a protein of 193 amino acids. The transcript has a single exon.